AUGUCAAACUUACCCGAGCCUCCUCCACCGUCGACUGAGAAGUUGACUAUCAAGAAAGUGUUGCGAGUCAUCGGUACUGGUAUCGUUCUCCUCAUUGCAGUCGUUUUUAUCUAUCUUGGCUCAACCAUUCCAGUACUGACAUCAUAUGCCGACUAUGUUGCCAUGUACAUGCUUGGGGCAAGGACCAUAUUUCUCGCAUGCAUGUUUUUUGUCGGAUGCUAUUGGUGCUGUCUUCCACUAGUGGCACCGAAGCAGGCCGGAAGCAGUAUUUCCGAGUGGGGUCCGAAAGCGCAAGCACAGUUUCUCGAAGCCUUGAGUCCAAGCAAUGGAAAAUUAGGCAGAGUGGGGAGAAUAUAUUUUGCUACGACGGGCGUAAUUAACGCAUUCAGUGGCCUUUAUCAUAGCUUCUGCUUCUGGAAAGAACCCGGGUUCAGCGUGCGCAAGCUUGUGAUGAGUGUGGUUUUCCUCCUUUGUGCUGCCUGGUCAAUCCAAUUCGCCUAUGUAGGAAGGGUGUCAACGAAGAAGGGCACCAGAGGCGAGAACAGUGGGCAAUGA
Messenger RNA from Suillus plorans, 555 nucleotides. RefSeq lists its product as uncharacterized. NCBI's taxonomy places the organism in Eukaryota, Fungi, Basidiomycota, Agaricomycetes, Boletales, Suillaceae. The record is from RefSeq and is a predicted model, not a curated record. The transcript is spliced from 4 exons. The coding region runs from base 1 to 555 and encodes 184 amino acids.